Lolium perenne is the source of this 588-nucleotide messenger RNA. Lineage: Eukaryota; Viridiplantae; Streptophyta; Magnoliopsida; Poales; Poaceae. The record is from RefSeq and is a predicted model, not a curated record.
AUGGAUGGAGGGUGCUCCAUUAACAUCCUGUACUACGAGACCUUCCAGCGGCUCGGCCUGCCAGACUCGCGCCUCGAGAACACGAAAGUCACCUUCCACGACAUCGUCCCGGGGCGGAAGGCCUUCCCGAUUGGCAAGGUCACGCUACCGGUAACCUUCGGCACACCUGUGAACUACCGCACCGAGCAGAUAACGUUCGAGGUGGUCAACUUCCGCAGCCCAUACCACUGCGUCCUCGGUCGCCAGGCGUUCGCCAGGUUCAUGGCUGCGCCUCAUUACACCUACAACAUGAUGAAGAUGCCCGGGCCCCGCGGCGUCAUCACCGUCCACGGCGACCCAGAGAUGGCACUGGAGUGCGAGGACAGCAGCGCCAAGCUCGCCGACGCCAUCAUCGCCGAAGAACAUGACAACAUCAUCGAGCUCGCCAAGUACCCAGUCGACCGCAACGACCCCGCCAUCCUCGAGAAGCCGACUGAGCUUGACUCGUCCGCAGCAACCUUCAAGCCUAGAACCGAUACUCGCCAAGUAGAUCUUGUAGAGAAUGAUUCGAGUAGGCAAGUUACCAUUGGGACGGGUCUGUCCGCCUAA